GCUCCGGACACUAAAAUACAACGAUGAAUAGGGAAAGUGGAAAGCUACAUACGACGGCGUUUUAGCUUGCUGUCGUCAUGGCAAUCCUAGGAAAGACAAGUUCUUUACACGUGCUCGUACUCGGAUCGAAUCUUCUCCUCCCUCCUACUCUCUCCGACUCCAGUUUGGAGUGAAUUUUUUUUAUUUUAAAAAUUUUCUUUUAUGGCGUGAAAUUUCCAUUUGGUGAACGAAAAGAAGAAAACACUUGGAUUUGUAGCGCGAAAGCAACCAAAAAAAAAAAAGGGAUAUAGAUUUGUUUGUGUUCGGAAAGCAAGAAAAUUGGACCAAAAAAAAAAGAAAAAAGAAAAAAUGGAAGGUGGAAGCCGCGACUGGGAUUUCUACCUGAGAACCUUAUCCAUGAGUACCAGAGACUCCAAUAUCGCUAAUGAUCCUGCUUCUGAUCCCUCUCUUCUCGCAUCCGUGAAGAGGCUUCAUGAAUUGUGUAAAGCUGAGAAUUCAGAGGAUUUGAUAGCUAGGAUUUAUCCGCAGAUUAACAGGCUGUUUCAACGCUCCGUUGCCUCUCUGUCUCAAUCUCGAACCUCCAAUGGCCUUCUCUUACUGGCCAUCCUUCAAUUUUACCUUGAUUUCGGAGAGUGUGUUCUUCAUGAUGCCGAUCCCAAUCUAAGGACAUUUUUCCGUUCGUGCUUGAGCCGUGAGUUUGCAGAUCCUGUUGUUGCAGAAGCAACCCUCGACUUUCUGAACGUGAACAAAAAGAAACUUAUAACUUCAUUCCCUACCUUGCUGCCUCAGUUCUUUCCAUUGUUGCUAAAGCUGAUUGCAUGGAAUGGAGAAAAAUUAGAGAAGUCAUUUAUGAAGGUUUUACCAGCGUUGAUGUCUCCGGGAUCAUUUCUUCCUCUAUUUCCGUCAUUAGUGGACUUGCCAAUUUUGGUAGUGGCAUUGGAAAAGGUAGAGCGGAGCUCAGGUUCAUUAGUUGGAAACAGCAUAGCUACAAUGCAGAAGAGUACCGCUCCUGAGAUGCUUCUUGCACUCAUGGAUGAAGCUUAUACUGGAUCAACAAUAGGAGAUGGAGGAGGUGACUCUGAAUCUGAGGACAGCGGUACUAUAGAUGUUGCAGAUCCUUUGUUCCUUGACCUUCUAAAGGAUGAAAACGAUGGCCUUGCUGAACGCCACUGGACCUCCCCUGGGAUGACUGCAGCAAUACAGACUGCAAUUAAUACCCCUCAGUCUGAUAGGCUAAAAUAUGUACUCCAUAUGGCACCACGUUUUCUUGAUAUGUAUUUCUCCAUAGCAUUGCGAGAUGUCAAUGAUUCUUUAAUCUGUGCAUUGAUUCCGUUACUUAUGACUAGAAAUUCCACUAUAUUUCCAGACAAAAACUUUUCUUUUGAGGUUCGCAAGAGGCUUUUAGAAUUCAUGCUUGCUGCAUUUCAGCGUUCGCCAAAUUUUAUUGCACUUCUGAAGAAGCCUAUAAUGGACAGGCUUGGGGAAGCUUAUGAUGGCCCUGAAAAGGAAGAGUUGGCCUUACAAUUGUGUUGGGCUAUAGGGGAGCAUGGUGGUGGAGGUGCAUCCCACAAAGAUGCAGCGCGUGAACUUUUCGAGGGUUUAGAACUGCUCUUGUAUGAAAAUCUGUCAUCUAGCCGUCUAGGACUGAGGCAGGAGUCAGCCUUUGGCGCCAGUAGCCAAACCUUUAGAAAGUUGUCACAGUCGAGGCUACUAUGUUUUGUUGUCACAGCUAUUGCAAAGCUGGCUACAUACCACCGUGAAUUACUACCUACGGCACGUGUAUCAUUGGGAAAGGUUGCUCGUUCUCGAAUCUCAGACGUAAGAGUUUGGAGGUGUGCUCGUGAUUAUUUGGGUUUAAUGAAUGAACCUGCAAUGUCUUUGUCUGUGUUGGGGCCUUCACGACCUUCAGAUGGACACACACAGAACCCAGGAACUGUAAAGUGGAGUGAUGGAGCCAAGAAGAUGAUUGCACAUAUUCCAUUUUACAUUCUCGGUGAACAAGAAGGUCCUCCCUUCCAUGAUUUUUCAUUUUCUGAUAUUCUUCCAAGAAGAUAAAAGAAAAAAGUCAAAAGACUGGUAGUUUUGCAGUGUGUUAUCUCUACAGAUUAUAUGAUUCUAAUGAAGUUUUCAAUUACAAAAUUAAGCCAUUCUUUUAUCUGUCACCAGGUAUUCCUUGUUUGUACAAAAUUUCAUCAUAUUUAGAAGCAAAAUACUCAUGCCGUGUAGAAAUGAACAUACUCGAUAAUAAAUAUGAGUGUUUCUUUC
Ziziphus jujuba (common jujube) is the source of this 2265-nucleotide messenger RNA. RefSeq lists its product as uncharacterized. The transcript is spliced from 16 exons. The coding region runs from base 349 to 2055 and encodes 568 amino acids. NCBI's taxonomy places the organism in Eukaryota, Viridiplantae, Streptophyta, Magnoliopsida, Rosales, Rhamnaceae. Gene Ontology annotation, cellular component: AP-5 adaptor complex. The record is from RefSeq and is a predicted model, not a curated record.